UCUUUAAAAGAUUUUUUAUUGAAACGUAAUGUGUAUGCAUAUUUAUGAGACACGUGUGAUGUUUUGAUACAUGCAUCCAAUGUGUAAUGAUCAAAUCUGGGUACUGAGGAUGUCCAUUACCUCAAACAUUUAUCAUUUUCUUUAUAUUGGGAACAUUUCAAAUCUUGCUUCUAGCUAUUUUGUAAUCUAUAAUAAAUUGUUAUUAACUGUAGUCACCCUAUUGUGCUAGCAAACACUAGAACUUAUUCUGUCUGACGAUAACCAAGCUCUCUUGAUCCUUUCCCCUCUGCUUCCUUCCCAGCCUCUGGUAACUAUCAUUCUAUUCUCUACCUCCAACUUUUUCAGCUCCAAUAUGUCCAUGAGAGCAUGUCUUUCUGUGCUUGUCUUAUUUCACUUAACAUUUAUGUUGUGCAAAUAACAGGAUUUCAUUCUUUAUUUGUGGUUGAAUUGUAUUCUGUUGUAUACACAUUUUAAGAAAGGAAAAACUGUAUUAAAAUUGUAACGUGUUGCGUUGAGAAUCGCGGAGUGGGAAGGUUCACAGUGCUGCGUGGGAACUACAAUGGACACCCAAAAGGACGUUCAACCCCCAAAGCAGCAGCCAAUGAUAUAUAUCUGUGAAGAAUGUCACACAGAAAAUGAAAUAAAAUCCAGGAAUCCGAUCAGAUGCAGAGAAUGUGGGUACAGAAUAAUGUACAAGAAAAGGACUAAAAGAUUGGUGGUUUUUGACGCCAGAUGAAACGUGAAUUCAGAAGAUUGUCUUCAUUUAUAUUUGGAUUUGCCCCAUUAGUAUUUCUCAUUAUUAUAUAUAUAUUUCUGUUUAGCAUACAGUAAUACUCCCCACUUAUCCUCAGGGGAUAUUUUAUUUUCCAAAACCCUUACUGGAUGUCUGAAACCUCAGAUAAUACCAAACCCUAUAUACUUUAUGUUUUCCUAUAUGUACAUAUCAGGUGAUAAAAUUUAAUUUAUAAAUUAGACACACUAAGAGAUUAACAAUAAUAACUAAUAAAAUACAAUAAUUAUAACAAUAUACUGUAGUAAAAAAGUUAUGUGAACAUA
Molecule: messenger RNA, 1056 nt
Organism: Nycticebus coucang (slow loris)
Lineage: Eukaryota; Metazoa; Chordata; Mammalia; Primates; Lorisidae
Product: DNA-directed RNA polymerases I, II, and III subunit RPABC4-like
Exons: 1
Coding region: 560-736 (58 amino acids)
Biological process (GO): DNA-templated transcription
Cellular component (GO): RNA polymerase I complex; RNA polymerase III complex; RNA polymerase II, core complex
Molecular function (GO): zinc ion binding; DNA-directed RNA polymerase activity; DNA binding
Source: RefSeq, a predicted model, not a curated record